CGUGACACUGCUGUGGCUCGUGCCCCCGAGCGUCGAUCUGCUUCAGCAUCCGAGAGGAGCCGGUCGAAGCCAGUAAAACAACAACAAAAAAAAGACGUUAAACCUCUUUAGAAAACAUGUAGUCGUGAAAUAAGUUGUCGGCAUCGGCAGGGCGCGAUGAGGGAAGGAAAACAUGGCGGGUUGGAUGUUGCGCUGCGCCUCUCUGGAUGAUGUGGACUGUUAUUUUGAGAGAAAUGAUGCGGAAUAUCUGCCGGUGUGAGUCUUACUAACGCAGAAAAUACAAGAUGAAGAAGCAGUUCAAUCGGAUGCGACAGCUCGCCAACCAAACGGUGGGAAGAGCAGAAAAAACAGAAGUGUUGAGCGAGGAUCUGCUACAGGUGGAGAAACGUCUGGAUCUGGUCAAGCAGGUCUCGCACAGCACUCACAAGAAACUGGCUGCCUGCUUGCAGGGUCAGCAGGGUGCUGAUGUAGAGAAGAGAUCAAUCAAAUCACCUUCUAAGAAACUGCCACUCACCAUCCUGGCACAGUGUAUGCUGGAAGGUGCUGCAGUGUUAGGAGAUGACUCUCUCCUUGGGAAGAUGCUGAAGCUGUGCGGGGACACAGAAGAGCGGCUCGCUCAGGAGCUUAUCCAGUUUGAAUUCCAAAUCGAGAGAGACGUGGUGGAACCGCUCUACGUGCUCGCUGAGGUGGACAUUCCCAACAUCCAGAAACAACGGAAACACUUAGCUAAACUCGUCUUGGACAUGGAUUCAGCUCGAACCAGAUAUCAGCAGUCGUCCAAGUCCUCUAGUCAUCCGAGCACUCUGCAGCCCGGCACUAAGACUGAGUCCCUCAGAGAAGAAAUGGAGGAGACGGCCAAUCGCAUGGAGAUUUGUCGGGAUCAGUUGUCAGCUGAUAUGUAUAAUUUCAUGGCCAAAGAAAUCGACUAUGCAAACUACUUUCAGAGUCUCAUAGAAACACAGGCAGAAUAUCACAGGAAGUCAUUAGAGAUCCUCCACAGCAUCCUGCCCCAAAUUAAAGCUCAUCAAGAGGCGUGGGUGGAGAAGCCAUCAUUUGGUAAAUCUUUGGAGGAACAUCUGAACAUCAGUGGGCGAGAGAUCGCCUUCCCUAUUGAAGCCUGUGUCACCAUGCUGUUAGAGUGCGGCAUGCAAGAGGAGGGCCUCUUCAGAGUGGCUCCAUCAGCCUCAAAGCUAAAGAAACUCAAAGCCUCAUUGGACUGUGGAGUUCUGGAUGCGCAGGAGUAUGCUGCCGACCCGCACGCCAUUGCAGGGGCCCUGAAAUCGUAUCUUCGUGAGCUCCCCGAGCCACUGAUGACCACUGAACUUUAUGAUGAAUGGAUUCAGGCGUCCAACAUCCAAGAUAUGGACAAGAGACUGCAGGCAUUAAUGGCAACAUGUGAAAAACUCCCUACAGACAACUUGAACAAUUUUAGGUACCUUAUUAAAUUCUUAGAUAAGCUGACAGCGUACCAAGAUGCUAACAAGAUGACUCCAGGUAACAUGGCAAUUGUCCUCGGUCCAAACUUGCUCUGGACGCACACGGAACCGAACAUAACAGAGAUGAUGACCACCGUGUCCCUACAGAUAGUCAGCGUAGUUGAGCCGAUUAUUCAGCACGCUGACUGGUUCUUCCCGGGAGAGAUUGAAUUCAACUUGAUGGGAAGCUACAGCAGCCCGAUCCAUGCCAACCACAACUCCAACUACAGCUCCAUGCCCUCACCAGACAUGGACCAAUCUGAUCGCAAGCAGCAGCACGACCAGAGCCGACGCCCACUGAGUGUUGCCACUGACAACAUGAUGCUGGAGUUUUACAAAAAGGAUGGCAGCAUAAGGAAAAUACAAAGUGUGGGUGUGCGGGUUAUGGAUACCUCCUGGGUGUCUCGCAAGGGUUCCUCAACAUUGGCACGUAAGACCUCCUCCACACCUCCGGGGAUGCAAGGCCCUGGUUCUCCAGCAGACACGCUCAUCCCCGAGCAGCCCGGAGAGCUCACCACAUCACCGUCCACCACACCGGCACUCGGAGAAAGGAUUGGCUCCGACGUUUCGCCCAAUCGGCCGGAUACCUCUCAUGCCCACCCACCCCCAGGGGAGGACCGGCCACCCCCUCCUUACCCGUCCGCCACCUCUUGCCACACUGCCCCACACCACUUCUAUCCCAAGCCCCCGCCUUGCACUCGCCCUGUGGCACCUGGUCCAGAAUCCCAACCACCUGGCUCACCCCCACUUCCAAUGCGCUGGUCUGGCUUCAUUCCCCCUGCCCCGCCUCCUUCCUCCUCCUCAUCCUCCUCCAAAUCAUCACUCGACAUAAAUUCUAACCCAAAACCCAGCUGUCUGCACUUUCCCAAGCACAGUCCACCUGGUGAAAUGUCACAUGCCCACUCAUCUGACACUAAUUCCUCACCACUCUACAUCAAAACCCCCUUGGUACUAAAUCGUCAUGACCAGUCCCUUGGCAACCCCCCUAGCCUUCCUUCGUCCGCGCCCCCGCCCCCACCCUGGGCUGCCUGUCCAUGUGCUCGAGAGAGAGGACCCUCCAGGCUGACUAGCACACUAAAGAGCAAAGAGCUAUCCCCUGUAAUUGCUCAUAAAGCCAUCCAGGUGGCCAGUCCAACAGUCCCUCCCAGCACAAGUCCACAGAGCAGCAACCAGUCCCUACACUCCACAGAGCACAGUCCACACACCUUACGCAAAGGUUCUAAGAAGAUGGCCCCUGUACCUCCUAAGGUCCCUUAUGUCCAAUCGGGCGGGAUGUCUGAUCAGUCCACAGGUCAGCCAUCGCCGGUCAGCCUAUCCCCUACCCCUCCUAGUACCCCUUCCCCUUAUGGACUGGCCUGCCCUCCGGGACAAGUGCCCCCAUCCUCUCCUGGGCAGACCCCACUGGGGACACCCCACUCUCUCUCUUCCCCACCCUGUCUCAUCGGAACACUGAACAAGUCCCGCCCCGCCCCUAAACCCAGACAGAGACCCAGCCUGCCCCCACCUCAACCGCCCACAGCCCCCCUGGGGCUCGCUGGUCCACCCAUGGCCCCGGUCCCACAGCCCCUGGAGCAGGGCCUUCUGGAUGGACUGUCUCCUGGAGAGAGCAUGUCUACAGAUAUCUUCAAUUAUGAAAUCCCCUCCAUCAAUGUCAAUCUGGACAGCCUCAUCGAUGAGUUCAGCGCCGCCCCCUGCAGGAGCUCCCGGACUCUGACAGACUCUCCAGAAGGGGAUGCUGUACUCGAAGAGGAACCCCAGAGCACCAUCCUAUAACCUCUGACCCUGACGUACCAGCCCCUCUGUGGGUGUUGCCAACAUGGCCUGAUGGAAACUUGAAGUGGCCUCGAUGCCCACUUGAAACCAG
Thalassophryne amazonica is the source of this 3339-nucleotide messenger RNA. RefSeq names its product rho GTPase-activating protein 44. NCBI's taxonomy places the organism in Eukaryota, Metazoa, Chordata, Actinopteri, Batrachoidiformes, Batrachoididae. The transcript has 22 exons. Gene Ontology annotation, cellular component: cytoplasm; dendritic spine; postsynaptic density. The record is from RefSeq and is a predicted model, not a curated record. Bases 285 to 3248 code for a protein of 987 amino acids. Gene Ontology annotation, molecular function: GTPase activator activity; protein binding. Gene Ontology annotation, biological process: regulation of actin cytoskeleton organization; negative regulation of Rac protein signal transduction; modification of dendritic spine.